AUGUUGCUCCAGAGCAAGUCCCCUUGCUUACUCCCAAGGAAAUUUCGUCUCCUCAAGUUCGCCUGCCUGUACAAAACCCGGAACCUAGAGGAAGAGGGGAUUCAAGGAAAAACAAGAUUGCACAGAUCUUUGUUUUCCUCUGAGAAGUUCAAACUGAAGCAAAUUGUCAAACCUGCAAUAGUUGCUUCGAUCCUUGCCAUGAUACUUGGUUCAAUACCAUUCACAAAGAAGUUGAUAUUCACAAAUGGUGCACCUCUUUUCUUCUUCACAGACAGCUGCAUGAUUCUUGGGACCAGGAAGUUCAAAACUCGGUUUCAAGACAACAGCGGCAAUUAUAUUUGGACGGUUGGUGUUUGGUGCCACCAGUAA
This is a messenger RNA of Arabis nemorensis, 369 nucleotides long. Lineage: Eukaryota; Viridiplantae; Streptophyta; Magnoliopsida; Brassicales; Brassicaceae. The record is from the annotation of a GenBank genome assembly.